Molecule: messenger RNA, 2470 nt
Organism: Cimex lectularius (bed bug)
Lineage: Eukaryota; Metazoa; Arthropoda; Insecta; Hemiptera; Cimicidae
Product: MFS-type transporter SLC18B1-like
Exons: 10
Coding region: 135-1673 (512 amino acids)
Biological process (GO): transmembrane transport
Molecular function (GO): transmembrane transporter activity
Source: RefSeq, a predicted model, not a curated record
AUCGGCCUCUGCUCCAAAAAGGAUCACUCGUCGAACAUUAUUGCCAGAGACAGCUCGUCUAAGCGAAGGCCACGAGAAUAUCCACGGCACUAGCUGCCGAUUCUGAAGUUGAAGUGGAAAAACAGUGCUCAACGAUGGUGUUCAAACAUUUGGCGAGCUUCAAUAGAAGGCAAAUUCUGACGCUCAUCACUUUCGGUAUAGCUGAUUUUUGCAACGCGAUAUGCGUCUCCCUUCAAGCACCGUUUUAUCCAAGAGAGGCUGAAAAGAAAGGUGCGACAGCGACGGAAUACGGCCUGGUUUUUGGCAUUUUCGAACUCACCGUCUUUCUCAUCAGCCCAUUAUACGGACAGCAUUUAAACAGGAUCGGGCCUAAGGUACUAUUCAACGCCGGCAUUUUCACAACUGGCAUCUGCGCCAUUUUGUUUGGUUUCUUAGAUAAGAUCGAUGGCCAUGUCCCUUUCAUAACUUUAUCUCUGGUGAUUAGAACAGUAGAAGCGAUGGGAAAUGCGGCCUUUUUGACGGCCAGCUUUGCUAUAAUAGCAAAAGAAUUUCCAAACAAUGUAGCAACAACAUUCGCCUCCCUUGAAACAUUUUUCGGCCUGGGAUUAAUCGUCGGACCGACAGUUGGAGGCGCCUUAUACGAGGUUGGGGGAUACACUACACCUUUUGUGAUCCUUGGGUCUAUGCUCUUUCUCUCGGCUGUUAUGACAGCGUUCGUUCUUCCAGAUCACGCGGACCACGAACACACGGUUAAACAGAACGCGAGUUUGACCCAAGUUUUAAGAAUACCCGGUGUUCUUCUCGCCGCUGGAAGCAUAGUUGUAACAUCGAUGAGCAUAGGUUUCAUAUCCGCCACACUCGAACCACACUUGCGGCAGUUCAGUUUAUCAGCGAUGGUCCUUGGAUUGAUGUUUGUUAUCAACGGUGGAACUUAUGCAGUUACAGCACCUUUCUGGGGCUGGCUUUGCGAUAAGAAAAUAGAACCAAAAACAGCUUCACUUAUGGGAUGUAUUCUCAUUAUGGUCGGUUUCCUCUUAAUUGGACCUGCACCUUUUAUUUCCAACCAAACAAAUUUCACAUUAACCAUUAUCGGCCUUGUAGCACACGGGCUUGGAAUUGCUGCCCUUUUGGUGUCCUCGUUCACGGAUGCGCUACGAACAUCAAUUGCGCACGGGUUUGAAAACAACCUUGAGACCUACGGGUUGAUAUCUGGCUUAUGGACAUCUACUUUUGCACUCGGGGCUUUCAUUGGGCCAAGUAUUGCUGGCAUCUUCUACGACAGUUGGGGCUUUCCGCAUGCGAGUAUGUCCAUCGUCGGUCUAGCGACAAUCAAUGCAAUCGUCGUUGUUGUGUUCAUAAUAAUGUUUAGACCAAGGAAAAUGUACAAAGAGAUUGGAAACAGCGCGGAUAACAUCCUCGUUGCGAGUAAAAAUGGAGGGCUCCCUGACAUAGGAAAUCAAAAAGGACUCACGAAACCCAUCUUAGCGUCGACCACAUCCAUCCCUUGCGAAAGGCCUCCUGGAAUGUCCGGAAUCAUCGCCUGCAACAGCUACAAGAACAGGCACGGCAUCUGGCACAGAAAGGACUCGAAUGCAUUGGUCGACUGUAAGAAAUACAGCGCCAGCUUUACAAUUUUAGACCCGAGGAGAAAUCGGUAUGAGACAAUCCCUUAAGGCCCGUCGAAAAAACUAAAUUUGUAAAUAAUGUCAAAUUUUCGAUAUGUUUUAACAUAAUUAUUUCAAUGUUGUCUGUUUGCCUCCAUGGAGUAUUUUAUAUUUAUUUUAGUUGUUUCUAUUUAAGAGUUUUAAUGCUACAAAUGUGUAUUUGUGGAUUUUAUUUCUACUAAAUUAGUAUUUACAAAAUUCAUUAAAGAUGUUAAAAAAAAUUAUUUUAUUACAGAAUGUUCAUAUAAUUGUACAAUUCUCAUUGCUGUUAAUUUAUAUUUCCAUUUACAUACAUUCUUACAGUUCUAGUCAUUAAAACGAUAAAGAAUUCAAGUUGGAAUAUUUUACUUAAAAUGAAUAUUUUGUACAUAUUUUCAUGGUCAUUUUUACACAAUGACUUAUUACAAAAAAUGUUAAAAAUUAUAGUUUUAUUGUAUGGUAGUGUUAAAACAGGGAAUCGUCCUUAACCGGAUCCUUUUUGCGAGUUACACUGCUAUAUAACCACCUAAUUUACUUUUCUCAUCCUUUGCCAAACCUAUUAUCUUAACCAACUAAAAGAUCAAAAUAUUAGACACUAAGUAAUUAAAAAAAUUACAAACAAGGCAAUUUGUUAUACCAAUGUUUUAUCAGGUAAAAAACAACAUCCAUAAAAGACUUAGAGAAAAUUUAAACAAUCUUCAAAUAAAUGGAAACAAAUGGCCAGUUUGGGAUUUUGAAUUUUUCACAAUAGUAUCAUUUGUUGGUCGUUCAUUACAUACCAAAGUGAAAAAACAAAACAAGGAAACAUUUCAAAAAUUAAAAUAAAA